AGGUUUCUGUCCUCUACGUUGUACAUCAGUGGGAUCACUCUACUGGAACAAGAUAAUGUAGUCUUCAACCCAUUGAAGGAAAGGGAAUAUUUGUUCAUACUUAUGAUGAUUUGACAUAAUUCACGUAUUAUUAACCAUGAUGGCAACACAGACAUUAAGUAUAGACAACUAUCAAGAUGGACAACAGAUGCAAGUAGUAACAGAAUUAAAAACUGAACAAGAUACUGAUGCAGAAGGGGUGAGUCCUGCCCCUGUAGAAUCUCAAACUCCAAUGGAUGCAGACAAACAGGCCAUUUACAGGCACCCACUAUUUCCCCUAUUAGCACUGUUAUUUGAAAAAUGUGAACAGUCUACACAAGGCUCAGAAGGCACAACUUCUGCUAGUUUUGAUGUAGAUAUUGAAAACUUCGUAAGGAAGCAGGAGAAAGAAGGAAAACCCUUUUUCUGUGAGGAUCCAGAAACUGAUAAUUUGAUGGUAAAAGCAAUCCAAGUUCUACGUAUCCAUCUGCUUGAGCUAGAAAAGGUUAAUGAACUCUGCAAGGAUUUCUGUAGUCGUUACAUUGCCUGCCUGAAGACAAAAAUGAACAGCGAAACUCUAUUAAGUGGAGAGCCUGGAAGUCCUUAUUCACCUGUGCAAUCUCAGCAAAUUCCAAGUGCCAUUGCAGGCACACUCAGUCCCCAAGGGAUUAUGGUGCCAGCAUCAGCAUUGCAGCAGGGAAACGUAACUAUGGCAACAGUAGCAGGAGGGACAGUGUACCAGCCAGUCACUGUGGUCACUCCACAAGGUCAAGUGGUGACACAAGCACUGUCACCUGGGACUAUUCGGAUCCAGAACUCUCAGCUUCAGUUGCAAUUAAACCAAGAUCUAGGCAUCUUGCAUCAAGAUGAUGGCUCAUCAAAAAAUAAAAGAGGAGUUCUUCCCAAGCACGCCACAAAUGUGAUGAGAUCUUGGCUUUUUCAGCACAUAGGGCAUCCAUAUCCAACAGAGGAUGAGAAGAAACAGAUUGCAGCACAAACAAAUCUGACACUACUCCAGGUUAACAACUGGUUUAUCAAUGCUAGAAGGCGAAUUCUUCAGCCAAUGCUGGAUUCCAGUUGUUCUGAAACUCCAAAAACAAAGAAGAAAACGGCUCAGAACCGACCAGUUCAGAGGUUCUGGCCUGACUCCAUUGCCUCAGGAGUUGCUCAGCAGCAAUCUAACGAGCUUACAAUGUCAGAUGGUGCUGUUGUAACAAUUACAGCUCCAGUCAACAUGAAUGUAGACAGUCUUCAGUCUUUGUCAUCCGAUGGUGCUACUUUGGCUGUUCAACAGGUUAUGAUGGCAGGGCAAAGUGAGGAUGAGUCUGUAGACAGCGGUGAAGAUGAUGGAGGAGAUCUCUCAACAACAAACAUCAGUGGGCUGGUCUUGGAUAACAGCGAUUCUCUGCAGUAGGAAGCAAGAGAGUGUGACAAAAUCUUUAGGAAAAAGAAUGAACUGACUGACUGACUGUUUUUAUAGUUUGCACAGCAAACAUUUUACACAAGUUUUAUUUCUAAUAUGUUUUAUAUGUAGAUAUAGAAGGGUGCACUUUUUUGUAUUUCAUAGUAAGCUUAAAGAGUGUUUUUGCAGGUGCAGCAACUUCUUUCAAAUGUGUUUUGUUUUGUUUGGGGUUUUUUUUUUUCCAUUUCUUUUCCUUCAUAAAAUUAUAUCUAGUAAUAUAAAGAACCACAUAAGCACCCCUUUGUUCUAUGAAUUGAAAGUGCUGCCAUUUCUAAAGAAUAAUGCAGUUUCAAUUAGUGCUGUUAUUUAACACAACUUUUGAUGGGCAGGUGAUGUAAGUUUAAAGCAUGUGACACUAGUGUGUGGAACUUGAUUGUUAAGUUAGAUGCAUAUAUUUGAAAGAUGCUUCUGCACCUUAAAAACUGCUAGUCUGAGGUGGACAGCAACACACAUAAAAAGAAA
This is a messenger RNA of Nestor notabilis (Kea), 1942 nucleotides long. RefSeq names its product PBX/knotted 1 homeobox 1 (gene PKNOX1). NCBI's taxonomy places the organism in Eukaryota, Metazoa, Chordata, Aves, Psittaciformes, Psittacidae. Gene Ontology annotation, molecular function: DNA-binding transcription factor activity, RNA polymerase II-specific; RNA polymerase II cis-regulatory region sequence-specific DNA binding. The coding region runs from base 137 to 1432 and encodes 431 amino acids. The transcript is spliced from 11 exons. The record is from RefSeq and is a predicted model, not a curated record. Gene Ontology annotation, biological process: regulation of transcription by RNA polymerase II; angiogenesis.